ACUUCAACGCUACUCACCUUCAUCAUGGACUCAAUUUCACCUGCACUGCCACCUACCAGCUCCAGAACAGGAACAAAUCAACACAGAGCUCUUUUAUACUACAUGUUCUGUAUGCUCCUCAGAUCUCUCCCUUCUCCAGCUGUAACACCACUCAGGAUUUGAUCAUGUGUUCCUGUGAGGUUCACGGAAAUCCGUCUCCUAAACUGGAGUGGCGUGUCUCUGGCCAAAGUGUCAAAUCCAUCUGGGAGGAGUCAGUGAACAGCACAACCUCAAGAAGCUUCAUCUCCAUCAAUCAAUCAGUUAAGGACAAGCCCACUCUUCAGUGUGUUGUCUCCAAUAAGAUGGGUACCAAAACCCUCCUGUUUAAUCCCAACAUCUCAGAAUGCAGACACACUGCAGUACUUUAUCUGGUUCCCUCUCUCUCUGUGGUUCUCCUGUGUGUUGGUGUUAUUGGAUUUCUCAUCUACAAAGUAAAGCAAUUGUCCAGGAAGGUAGAUGUUCUACAGAGAGGAGAUACUUACGCUUCUCUCCAGCUCUCUGCUGUACAGAACUCUGAAUAUGAAACUCUGCAGACUAACAGAGAGAGGAGAGUAAAAAAGAUCAGUCCAUAAAAAUCUGAUUAUUGUCAGGACUCCUUUUUCCACCAGGGAAUCAUCAACGAUGGGGUGGAGUGAUGAAGAGGAGUUACUGUUACCACUCCAAAGUUGAUCAUUUUCUUAUAAUCAUUUUUUAUUCCUCUUAUACCGCCACUAUUUGCCAGUGCUGGCUGAUUAAAGAAUAACGCGUUGUACUUUGCAUCUGUUUAUAGUGAAUAUUUAUAUGUAAUGUUGGAGGUUAACAAGUUACUUCUUGUUCUCAUGUUAUAGCAGCUAUAAACAGUGGUUCCCUCUCUAGACUCUCUUUUAUCUCUUGGAGAUAAUGUUACAGAGAAACAGCAAAGUGUAAACUAAUAGUUGGCCAACAUUAGCAUUAGAGUUAAAUCACGUGUUUUAUAUUCAACUAGCUGAUCUAUUACAGUGUUUCCCACAGGUUGAGAAUUUACAUGUGGCGGUGGUUGGCGCGGUGUCACGAUUUCAAGGCGGAGACAGAUGCAAGUGCAGAUUUACUUUUAAUAAAGUUCAAAACAAAACAAGAACUAUGGAACUUGUGACAAGGUACAAGAAUAAAGAAACAAAAAUCAAGUGAGAGCAUAACAUGGCAAAGAAAGACAAACGUAAGACGAGGAGUGCAGUGCAAACUGUGGCUAUAUACACACAGGUGCUCGUUAACAUGACGUGAUUCAGGUGCAGGUGGUCAUGUGACUGUGAUGCAGUGAGGUGCAGUGGCUGCUGGGAACUGUAGUUCAGAGUUCCUUCUCUGAUACACAUGACACGCGGCGUGUGACGGUGUGGGUUCAGUAAUAAACUAGUCAAACAAAGGCUCAUGAAUAAACCAUUUAUUGCAAAUGAAUAACUACUCAAAAUAAAUAACUAUCUAUAUGUCAUCAUUAACUAUUAAGAAAUAAAUAACUACAUAUUAAAAUACAUUUUCCAUUUUCAAAAUAUGUUAAAGAAGAAAACACAGACUCUGAUCAGAGCUGUACGACCCUGCCAUGAGUACAAAGACGUUACUAGGAUGAAGGGAGGACAUCUCUCUUCGUUUGAUAACGUUAAAAGUAAAGUCAGCUGGUCCGCUGGUUUCUGUUCAUUAUGAACUGACAAUUACGUCUUGAUUGAAAAGAAAAUUUGGAAUUCAGAUUUUAUCUACCUGGGCGGGGUCUGAAUCCACCUGGGCAGGUCUUAUCUACCUGGGCAGGUCUUAUCUACCUGGGCGGGGUCUUAAACUACCUGGGUGGGUCUUAAACUACCUGGGUGGGUCUUAUCUACCUGGGUGGGUCUGAAUAUAGCUGGUGGGUCUUAAUCUAACUGGGUGGGUCUGAAUCUAACUGGUGGGUCUUAAUAUAACUGGGCGGGACUUAAUCUAACAGUGUGUCUUAAUCUACCUGGGCGGGUCUUAAUCUACCUGGGCGGGUCUUAAUCUAACUGGGCGGGUCUUAAUCUACCUGGGCGGGUCUUAAUCUACCAUUGCGAACCACCCAAGUAGAGCCUAUGUUUGGGAAACAUUGUAUUAUUUGCAUUAGCCUUAGUAAAACCAUAUUAAUGCAUUUGUACAUCAUAGCAAACAUCACCACUCGGUAAAUCACUUAUUUCCUAAUCUAGUUAAUGCUGUUUUACAGUUAAUCACUCUAAUUUAUUUUUCAAUCUAUAAAAGUGUAUAAAUUCUGUGUAAAUAUUUUUGAGGCCAAACUGAGCUAAAAAUUCAUACCAGAUGUACAACCGUUUUACUGAUUUCUAUGUAGACACAUGCGUAUGUUGAUAAACGCCAAUCUGCCAUGAAUUGCCUUGAUCUUUCACUGCACUGCUGAUAUACACUUCAUGACUAAAUGUUAAAGGAAUGUUUCCUAUGUGCAGCAUGUGCUAAACCUUCCUGAAAUGCAGCUCAACCAUUGCACAGUGCUGCCUACUGUAGACACUUUAACUCUUCCUCCUUUUAUAAGGUGCCAUUACUUUUGUCCUAAUUGAAAUAGCUAAUCUUGUUUGUCUUUACAUAUGAAUUUGUUUUGGAAUGACUUUCUUUCAAGUUAUUAACGUGAAGUGACCGAGUUUCACACAAUGUUCAUUAAUGCGCAACACGUCAUAGAUAAUUAUAUGAUUUGAAGUCGGUCAAUAGAGGUUCACAUCAGAAGCACAACAAAGAGCACAAAUGUUUUCCCCAAAUAGAUUUUCAUCUGUACCACAUUUCCUCUGUAACUGUUCAAUUCACAGAUUUUUGUAGUUUGUUUGUAUCCACUGUGAUAAAUGAGGCCCAAUAUUAUUAAUAAAAUGUUUACAGUUAUAAUUAUUCAUUUUACCCUUAUUGAAUUGUUUGUUCUUCUUGUUGCUUUGAGUACAUUGUACUACACAUUAUCCUUAAAACUAACUGCUGUGACUGAAUUAUGGAAAUAGACAACAAUGACAAAAAACAAAAGACUUUUUAUGCCAGAGAUAUAUGCUUUGAUAUUUCUACUUCAUGAAAACAUAAAUAUAGAUUAUCAAAGCAAAGUGAAAAUAUUUUAAUUCAGGUUACUUUCUAACAUGGCCUUGGUGUCUGCCUGGAUAGAUCAGUUAAUCAGACAGUUUAAUAAAUGCAGCAGUAAAAAUAGUUUGAUUGAGACUGUGUCCUGAAUACUAAUUGGAAGGGUGUUUCAUAAUUUGGGGACUUUGUAAGAAAAGGCUCUGGCCCCUGCUCUAUUCUAGGUACUAAUAAAGAGCCUGCACCUUUUGAUUUAAGUAGACCUGGCACCGCACUCGGGUACUGUGGCACAAGACCGUUCAGGGCUUUACAGAUCAAUAGUAGAAGAUAGUAAAUCCACACGGAAAGAGAUAGGUGAAGGAAACAAUAAUCCAGGAAAUAGCAUGGUCUGUACUAGUCCUAUAUGAGAGUUGACGGGAAAUGAAUGUGAGAGUGAGUCUUAUAAAGAGUCCUUGAUAAGUGUGUGAUUGUGAUACUGAUCGGAGACCAGUAUUCGGUCAUUUGACACUUUAACCAACACUGUCUACGGUGUACUGUGAUAAUUCCAGACAUUAUGAAACAUUUCAUGAAUGUAAUUCUUAUGCAAGUCUGAGCAUACCUGCUGAGCUUCAAUAUUCUCUGGUAUCUUAGAGAUAAAGGGGAUGUUUGAUAUUGACCUAUAGAUUGCCAUCUGACAAGGAUCAAGUUUGAGUUUUUUAAUCAGUCGCUACUUUAACUACUCCCCAACAAUGGUGAUUGUGCCCUGUGAUGGGUUGGUACCUUGGCCUCCCCUGCCUUGUGCCCCGUGUUACAACCCGCUAAUCUUUGGGAUGGGAAGCCUUUUCUGUGUGUGUAUUGUACCAUGUUUUGCGUGCAGGUCCGAACUCCCUCCCAGAGUUUCCAGCCUGCGCUAGCCUGCCUUGCUCCUGCCUCCCAUGAUGACAUCACUGAAAUUAAAGACUAAGAGGAGAAGAGAGAGAGGGAGGAUGUUGGAGGUGGUUACAUGUGAGGUGGUGUUAGGAGAGUGUGUUUGAUUCGUGUUGCUUGCUCUUGUGGCUAUAGUAUUCUGUGUUCUGACUGCUGUUCUGCUUCUGACGUUUGCCUGGUUCUGACUGUGAGUUUGGUUCUCCCUGUACCAGUUUAUUGUGUCUCUGUUUUUGGAUUAGGGAGUUAGUGAAGUACAUUUGUAUUUGUGUUGUUUUUCUUUUAGGUGAACUAGCUCUCUAAACCAAGAGUUCUUUUGUUUAUUAUUUUGGCCUUGGCCCACCCUGAAGAUACGCCUGGUGUUGGUUCUGUGUACAGUUAUAUAUACACUUGCCUAUUUUACAAUAUACCACAGCUUUUGUUGAACCUGUUGUUGUUGUCGUUCCUGGCUUCCCUUAUUUAGAGAUCAUUUCCUGUGAAUCAUGAGUUGGUUACUCCAUGUGGCCUGACCUAGACUGGGUCGUAACACCCGAGUUCGCUGAGAGAGGACAAACAGUACAGAAAAUGGAUGGAUUGUAUAUUUGGAUGAAUAUUGCAGACUUGAUCAGCAGGAGUUUGAUAGGUUUGGCCAAUCAUUAAUAAAAAUAGCAGACUGGUAUUAUUAUUAAACUUUACAAAUGGGAUCGUGAGGAAAAUUCACCGUCUUCUCUUUUGUUUGACAUUUACAUUGGUAUUAAUGCUACCAUACAAGAUUUUCAAUUGAGUUCCAGAGGAGAAAAGUACACAGAGUAGAGCUGUAAGAACAGAGUUAUUUAUUUAUUUAUUUAUUUUGAGUGGGUGAUGGGUUAGUUGGCUUGAGUGUGCUUGAGACCAGCUGUACGGUGAGGUUAUGGUUGAUUGAGGGGCAGGCAGGGAUGACAAGAAGCUCCAUUUUUGGCAAGCUGAGCUUAAGUGGUGUUCCUUCAUUCAGUGCGAGAUGUCACAAAGGCAGGCAGAGAUGCGUGCUGAGAUGGAUGGAUCUUCAGGCUGGAAGGACAAAUAGUGCUGAGUGUCAUCAGCAUAGCAGUGGUAUAGGAAGCUAUGAGACUCAAUCACCUGCCCCAGAGAUUGAGAAAAGAGCAGUGGACCCAGAACUGACCCCUGAGGUACCCCAGUUGUGAGUUGCUGAGUUUCAGACACUCCUCCCCUCCAUGAUACCUUGAAGGAUCUGCCUGAGAGAUAGGCUUCCACUCAGCACAGAGCCGUUCUGGUGAAGCCUAGACUGGAGAGAGUUGACAGGAGGAUCUGAUGAUUCACCGUGUCAAAGGCAGCAGUACCAGUUAAUUUAAGGAAUAUCACUAUAACUAUCAAGAUGUAUUUUGUGUGUUUGAUAUGUUACUGGGAGACACAUUAUUAUUAUUAUUACUUAUGCAUUGUUUGAAACUGGAAGUGACAGUGGAAAGAGAUGCACUCCUCCUGAUGUAAACUCAUGAAAGUUCACAUUUCCACUAGACUGUUUCUUCUCCAGGUGAUCUUUCCUGAACAGAGAGAUGAAAUCAGCAGAGAAACUCGUCAUCGUUUGUUUUCUGUUUAAAGGUGUUUUGUGUAGAGAAUUCUCCAUCAGUCUACCAGAGAGUGUAGAAGCUGUGAGAGGACUCUGUGUUCUCAUACCCUGCAGAUUUGAGAUUGAAGAACAAUAUGAUGGAGAUCUCCAGACAGAUCCUACAGGAAUCUGGUUAAAAGACAGCACUGAUGAUAACAAUAACAGAGUCUUUAACUCUAAAGUAACUGAAGAGAACAAGAUUGAAGGGGAAAUUAUAGGAGACCUCCGCAUGAAGAACUGCACCACCGUCUUCUACAACAUCAGAAAGAAUUACAGUGGAGAUUAUUACUUUAGAAUACAAACUUCAGGAAGCCUGAAAUACACUUAUCCUUCUUCAUCAGUGUCUGUAAGAUCUUCAUCAGAGUCUGUAAGAGUGGGAGCUUCUCCAAUCACACCCUCAAUAACACUGUAUAAGGAGGAUCAGGGGGAGGUGGAGGACCAAAAUGAGGUGGUGGAGGGAACUUCAGUGAGUCUCAUUUGCUCUGCUCCAGCUCCUCCAUGUCUCUUAAAGCCACCCACUUUUACAUGGAACUUCCUGCCUGAGGAGAGAAGACAGGAGCAGAACCACAACACCAGAUUCAGCUCCUCUCAGCUGAACUUCACCGCUACUCACCUUCAUCAUGGACUCAAUUUCACCUGCACUGCCACCUACCAGCUCCAGAACAGGAACAAAUCAGCACAGAGCUCUUUAAUACUACAUGUUCUGUAUGGUCCUAGAAACACGUCAGUUUCAGCAUCUCCAUCUGCUUCAGUGCUUUUGGGCAGUUCAGUGUCUCUGAGAUGCAGCAGUGAUGCAAACCCAGCAGUGCUGAACUACACCUGGUACAGAGGGAACGGAGAGCAGAUAGGAACCGGAAACCAUCUCACCAUCAACACCACUGAUUCUACACUCAGUGGUUUAUACUACUGUAGAGCUCAAAACCAGCACGGAGAUCACAACUCAUCUGUCCUCCUGGAUGUUCAGUAUGCUCCUCAGCUCUCUCCCUCCUCCAGCUGUAACACCACUCAGGAUUUGAUCAUGUGUUCCUGUGAGGUUCAUGGAAAUCCGUCUCCUAAACUGGAGUGGCGUGUCUCUGGUCAAAAUUCUUCAGCCACCAGUGAAGAGUCUGUGAACAAAACAACCUCAAGAAGCUUCAUCUCCAUCCGUCAGUCAUUUACAGACGUGCUCACUCUGCAGUGUGUUGGCUCCAAUAACCUGGGCAUUAGCACACAGUUCUUCUAUUUUAAGAAAGUGGCUCCUCACUCUGCUAAAGUUUCAGGUGUGGAUAUUUCCUCCGUGCUGAUUGGUGCUGCUGUUGGAGCUUCAGUAAUGAUGAUGCUGUGUGGUAUAUUCCUGUGUGCAAGGAGAGUGAAUCCUUCCCAGUCUGGACGAGGAGACACAGCAGGAUUCAUUUUAAAUGACCGGGCUGUUCGUCAGGAAGAAGAAGGAGAGUCUGUGUAUGCGAACAGACGAGUUUCAUCAGAGUCUCUUCAUUACUCCACUGUUAGGUUUCCAAACAGAACAGCCAAUGAGAACACAGAUCUUCCCUCUCUCACUGCCGACUACGCUACCGUGCACCACGGCUCCAAACAACAAGAUAACAGAAGAAUGACAAAAACUGAGGUUAAAGAAAGAGAUUCAGAGCAGAUAAAACACUCAGAUGGAGAUGAAGUCCUCUACGCACAAGUUAAACCUCGUAAAAGUGAACGGAAAAUGUGAAAAAAGUUACAUUGUUUAGCUGUUUUAUGUCAUUUAUGUAAGUAAUUGAGAUUAAGUUUAUUGCAUUGGUGAAAGAAGUUGCAGUCUUUCGUCUGAGUAUUAGUAAGUAUAUAUAAAAAUGUUAUAUAAUUUUUAAUUGCUAUAUUGGGGCAGUGGUGGCUUGGUGGUUAAGGCUCUGGGUUACUGAUCGGAAGGUCGGGGGUUCAAAGCCCCAGCGCUGCCAAGCUGCCACUGUUGGGCCCUUGAGCAAGGCCCUUAACCCUCCCUGCUCCAGGGGCGCUGUAUCAUGGCUGACCCUGCGCUCUGACCCCAACUUCCUGACAUGCUGGGGUAUGCGAAGAAAAGAAUUUCACUGCGCUGUAAUGUAUAUGUGAGAAAUAAUGACUCAUUAUCAAUGUGAGUUACAA
This is a messenger RNA of Ictalurus furcatus (blue catfish), 7642 nucleotides long. RefSeq names its product myelin-associated glycoprotein. The transcript is spliced from 14 exons. The record is from RefSeq and is a predicted model, not a curated record. The coding region runs from base 5484 to 7235 and encodes 583 amino acids. Lineage: Eukaryota; Metazoa; Chordata; Actinopteri; Siluriformes; Ictaluridae.